Messenger RNA from Mangifera indica (mango), 2519 nucleotides. Its product is annotated as exocyst complex component EXO70B1. The transcript is spliced from 2 exons. Bases 197 to 2053 code for a protein of 618 amino acids. Lineage: Eukaryota; Viridiplantae; Streptophyta; Magnoliopsida; Sapindales; Anacardiaceae. Gene Ontology annotation, cellular component: exocyst. Gene Ontology annotation, biological process: exocytosis. The record is from RefSeq and is a predicted model, not a curated record. Gene Ontology annotation, molecular function: phosphatidylinositol-4,5-bisphosphate binding.
UAAUGAAAGCGAAUCUGCUUCAUUCAGUGAGCUUUUAUUUUGUUGUCUCUUUCGGUAGCUUUAAUAAAUAAAGUAGUCUUCUUUGAUCUAACCAAACCGCGUUUUCCAAGGUUGACUGUCUCAUCGGUCUACAUAAACCAUUUUCAUUUCUCAAUCCAAUCCAAACCAAACCCUAACCAACUUACAAUCUCAUCUUAUGGCUACUGACAACGGUGAAGAAAAGCUGCUAGCUGUUGCGCGCCACAUCGCCAGAACCCUCGGUCACAAUGACGACACCAUGGCCGAUGAUAUUUUGCAGAUCUUCUCCACAUUCGAUGGUCGUUUUUCUCGAGAGAAAUUGGCUGAUGAUGAUCCUCGUCCUUCUGCUCCCCUUCCACUCUCCCUUAAAUCGCUUGACCGUCGGAUCUCUCAGUACCUCGCUUCCGACCGUCUCAUCUGGGCUGACUCUGCCGAUUCCUCCGCUUUCCUUGACUCUAUCGAUGAGUUAAUCGCCACCUUGAGACACUGGUCUCCAAUGGCUGCUGAUAAGUCUAUCAACUCUUGUUUAGUUCGUGCUGACGACUUGUUGCAACAGGCCAUGUUUCGUCUCGAAGACGAGUUCAGAUCUUUGAUGGAACGAGGUGCUGAGUCUUUUGAACUCAGUGACUCAACUGGUAAUCUCUCCUUUGAUGAUGAAGAUGAAGAUGAAGCUGAAGAGGAAGACGCUCUCGAUGACCAACAGAUCCCAGUCGCACAACCACUUAGUGAUUACGAUAUCAUCAUCGACGCUCUCCCCUCCGUUACAAUUAAUGAUUUGAAUGAGAUUGCGAAGCGUAUGGUCGCUGCACGGUUCGGCAAAGAGUGCACCCACGUGUACAGUAGUUGUCGGAGAGACUUUCUAGAGGAAAGCUUGAGUAGGCUAGGCUUACAAAAGUUCAGCAACGAAGAGGUCCAAAAGAUGCCUUGGCAAGAUGUGGAAGAACAAAUUGAACGUUGGGUCAAAGCUGCUAAUGUUGCUUUGAGGAUUCUCUUUCCCAGUGAAAGACGGCUGUGUGAUCGAGUGUUUUUUGGGUUCUCCACCGCGGCUGACUUGUCAUUUAUGGAAGUUUGUCGUGGGUCGUGCAUUCAGUUAUUGAAUUUUGCUGAUGCUAUCGCUAUUGGGAGUCGAUCACCUGAAAGAUUAUUUAGGGUUCUUGAUGUGUUUGAGGCUUUGAGAGAUUUGAUGCCUGAUUUUGAGAGUGUUUUUUCUGAUCACUACUGUUUGGUACUUAGGGAUGAAGCUUUGACUAUAUGGAAAAGAUUAGGAGAAGCAAUAAGAGGGAUUUUUAUGGAAUUAGAAAAUUUGAUUCGCAGAGACCCUGCUAAAGCUCCCGUUCCUGGAGGUGGGCUUCAUCCCAUUACUCGGUAUGUCAUGAAUUAUGUUCGAGCUGCUUGUCGAUCCAGGCAGACACUGGAGCAAAUUUUUGAGAAAGAUUCCUCUUCUUCACUAUCCGUCCAAAUGGAUUGGAUUAUGGAGUUAUUGGAGAGUAAUUUGGAAGUCAAGUCUAAAAUUUAUGGAGACCUUGCUUUGUGUUCUGUUUUUAUGAUGAAUAAUGGAAAAUAUAUUGUUCAAAAAGUGAAAGAUAGUGAAUUGGGAUCGCUUCUGGGUGAUGAUUGGAUUAGAAAACACAAUGCAAAGGUCCGCCAAUAUCUUUCCCAUUAUCAGAGAAGUUCCUGGACUAAGGUUUUGGCAGUUUUAAAGUUGGAUAGUAACGCUUCUGCUCCGAACAGUGCUGCUCCUCCUGUUGCAAGGUCUAUGAAAGAUAAGCUCAAGUCCUUUAAUUCGUUAUUUGAUGACAUAUGUAAAACUCAGUCUACCUGGAUCAUUUUCGAUGACCAGCUUAGAGAGGAAUUAAGAAGCUCAGUGGCAAGAAUUUUGUUGCCCCCUUAUGGGAACUUUAUCGGAAAGCUUCAGAACGUUCCUGAUAUUGGGAAGCACCCAGAAAAGCUUGUAAAGUAUGGUGUAGGGGAUAUUGAGGCUCGGAUUAACCAGUUGUUUCAGGGAACUGGUGCCUUGUCUGGUGGCAGAAAGUGAAAGAUUUUUUGAUGCGGAAUUGCCCUGAUAUAGUGUGGAAAGCUGUCUAGAGAAAUCUUGGUACCUACUGAAGUCGAGCUGGUACCUCCUGGUUGGUAGAUCAUAGUAGUUCAAAGUUACUGGUUCCGUCCCUGGAGUGAUGACAGCCACAGCCCCACCAACUUUUUAGCAGCUUCUUCACGUACGAGCCCAUUAAGCUUAGUUAUUCGUUGAAUGCUUGCUGUAUGAAUUCUUAACUCUUUUUUUAUAAGAAUUGAAAAUAACAUAAGACUGAGGUUAAACAUUUUAGUAAUGUUGAACAUUAUUAUUGUUAUAUAAUUUUCAUUUUUACAUAAUAUAAAAUGCGACAAAUCUCAUUUGAUAGCUCUGUACUUUUGUCUUAUCUUUCCAAACUUUUUUGUAUACUUUAUAUAAAACAAUGUAAUAUUAUUACUGUUACAACAAUGAAAUUAUGAAUAUUGGUAGU